Messenger RNA from Lingula anatina, 1831 nucleotides. RefSeq names its product protein FAM72A. Gene Ontology annotation, cellular component: cytosol. Lineage: Eukaryota; Metazoa; Brachiopoda; Lingulata; Lingulida; Lingulidae. The record is from RefSeq and is a predicted model, not a curated record.
GAACUCUCGUAGGAUUUGAAUGCUGAAACGAAAAUACACUAAACACGGAAGCAGACGUUCUAGAAACACAGAAGAAGAGAAUUAUUUUGUGAAAUUUGCUCUUUUUGGUGGAUGAGGAUUGCCUGAAUAGGAGAGUGGUGUAGUUUUAUUACCCAUACACCGUUUUAGCGUUUCACAAGGAGGAAAAAAUGCCACUGAAGCAGAUGCACCCGACAUUUCAGAAAAUGAAUGUUGUCAGUCUUUCCUGUAGAUUUUGUGAUAAUUUAGUUUGUCAACGUGGAAUGAAGGCAAUAUUAUUAGCUGAUACAAAAGUAGAACUAUAUUCUACAGAUUUUCAACCUCAAGGUGCUAUCUGCUCAGUAGGAAAUGAAUACUCUACAGCAAACUGCAAAUGCAUGAUUCAGGACACUGCUUGUUUAAAAUGUGGCAAUGUGGUGGGUUAUCAUGUGAUAUCUGCUUGUAAACCUUGUCUACAGUCCUGUAAUAAUGGACACUACUGGAUGUUUCACAGCUCCUCUGUGGUAGGAAUGGAGAGAGUGGAUUUCACAGGUUCCCACGUACUUCUCUGGAGUGAUCUUCCCAGUUCUAUGGCAGAGGAGGAGAGGCUGCUAGAAGACUACUACAAUUCCCUGGAAGAAUGCUGUAGAUGAGACAGGAAGUCCAGGAAAAUGCUACAGUUGAGAUGUGGUGAUUGCUCUAUGUGCCAGUGCCUGCUGUGAGAUGUGUUCAACUGCAGACUCCAAUAUUACAAUAUUCCAAGGAGAAAUUCAGUGAGGUCUUUGGGAUAACAGACCCCUCCCCCCUGCCUCUUCCACCUCCUCUCUGAUUGCUGAAGCUGAAUAUGUUUUUUCUUUUGCAAUGUGAUCAAAUGCAUGGAAGCUUUGUUUGGAUGUGAUCAUAAGUUGUGAGAGUGUGAGAGAAACAUAAAUGUAGAUCUAUAUAUAAUAAAGUAAGCCUUGUGAAUUGAAUGUCCAUCUUGUGUGAUAUGAUGCCACAUGUAUCUGUAUUCAUAGAGAGACAGUCAGACAGCAAGGCUGUUAUAGUCAUUAAGAUUUGUGUUGACUCUCCCAGUGCCUUGAAAAGAGAGGGUGUGAACAAGAUUGUUAAAAUUGCUGAUGUCCUGACUUUGUUGGUUGGCAUUAUGUAAAGUAUGUGUUACAGUUUUGCUAGUGUUAUGCAAUAUGUUUGUCUUUAAAAUAAGAUGCAAUGCUGCCACAGCUUGGUUUGUGUUUUCCUGUAUUUUACAAUGUAUACAAAGCAAGGCGCAGUGGUUGUAGAAAUAGAAGUUGAUAUUUAUGUCACAAAGGUGCUGUUGAAGCAGUUGUCAAAUUAGCUUUCAUCCAGACUCACCUGUCAAAUUAAUCAGAAUGGAAAAUAGGUCUCAUGUUGUUUUUAGAACAGUCCUGUCUUCUUGAACUAAGAGCUGCUGUAACAACAGGAAAAUCAGAGGAAGUGGUGGAAAGAUUUUCAAUCUGUGCAUUUAUUCUGAAGUGGCUACUUGAUAACCUCUGUAUUUAUGUGAUGACUCUUUGUUUUGAGUACACCACAAGCUUCUUGUUGAUGAGGUGUGUGAGACCACCUCAUUACUUUAAUGCUCUUUGUUUCUUUUGUUAAGGAUACAUCUUUAUUUGUCAUGAACUAAGGAGUUUGGGGCAAAUGAAGAGCACAGAAAAUGACUGUGCAUUUUGCCUUUUGGCUGUCACACAAUUUAUUUUUAUAUAUUUAAAAAAUAUAAAUAAAAUAACAAAGUGUAUGAAGUAAUUUUAAUAGAAUGUUUUCUGCAGUUGUAAAGAGAAAAAUGUAUUUACAAUAUUGUUGAAAUAUACUUUUC